Molecule: messenger RNA, 1450 nt
Organism: Ochotona curzoniae (black-lipped pika)
Lineage: Eukaryota; Metazoa; Chordata; Mammalia; Lagomorpha; Ochotonidae
Gene: GDF11
Product: growth differentiation factor 11
Exons: 3
Coding region: 32-1255 (407 amino acids)
Biological process (GO): SMAD protein signal transduction
Cellular component (GO): extracellular region
Molecular function (GO): growth factor activity; cytokine activity
Source: RefSeq, a predicted model, not a curated record
CCCCCCAGUCCUCCCUCCCCUCCCCUCCAGCAUGGUGCUCGCGGCCCCGCUGCUGCUGGGCUUCCUGCUCCUCGCCCUGGAGCUGCGGCCCCGGGGGGAGGCGGCCGAGGGCCCCGCGGCGGCGGCGGCGGCGGCGGCGGCGGCAGCGGCGGCCGGGGCCGGGGGGGAGCGCUCGAGCCGGCCGGCCCCGUCCGCGGCGCCGGAGCCGGACGGCUGCCCCGUGUGCGUGUGGCGGCAGCACAGCCGCGAGCUGCGCCUGGAGAGCAUCAAGUCGCAGAUCCUGAGCAAACUGCGGCUCAAGGAGGCGCCCAACAUCAGCCGCGAGGUGGUGAAGCAGCUGCUUCCCAAGGCGCCGCCGCUGCAGCAGAUCCUGGACCUGCACGACUUCCAGGGAGACGCUCUGCAGCCCGAGGACUUCCUGGAGGAGGACGAGUACCACGCCACCACCGAGACCGUCAUUAGUAUGGCCCAGGAGACGGACCCUGCAGUGCAGACAGACGGCAGCCCGCUCUGUUGCCAUUUCCACUUCAGUCCCAAGGUGAUGUUCACAAAGGUACUGAAGGCCCAGCUGUGGGUGUACCUGCGGCCUGUGCCCCGUCCAGCCACAGUCUACUUACAGAUCUUGCGACUAAAACCCCUCACUGGGGAAGGGACCGCAGGAGUAGGGGGUGGAGGACGACGUCACAUCCGCAUCCGCUCACUCAAGAUUGAGUUGCACUCACGCUCCGGCCACUGGCAGAGCAUUGACUUCAAGCAAGUACUACACAGCUGGUUCCGCCAGCCACAGAGCAACUGGGGCAUCGAGAUCAACGCCUUUGAUCCCAGUGGCACAGACCUGGCUGUCACUUCUCUGGGGCCAGGAGCUGAGGGGCUGCAUCCUUUCAUGGAGCUUCGAGUCCUAGAGAACACAAAACGGUCCCGGCGGAACCUGGGCCUGGACUGUGAUGAGCACUCGAGCGAGUCCCGCUGCUGCCGCUAUCCCCUCACGGUGGACUUUGAGGCUUUUGGCUGGGACUGGAUCAUCGCACCUAAGCGCUACAAGGCCAACUACUGCUCUGGCCAGUGCGAGUACAUGUUCAUGCAAAAGUAUCCGCAUACCCAUUUGGUGCAACAGGCCAACCCGAGAGGCUCUGCUGGGCCCUGCUGUACCCCCACCAAGAUGUCCCCAAUCAACAUGCUCUACUUCAAUGACAAGCAGCAGAUUAUCUACGGCAAGAUCCCUGGCAUGGUGGUGGAUCGCUGUGGCUGCUCCUAACGUGGGGGGGCAGUGGAUGCCUCCCCCACAGACCCUACCCUAAGACCCCCAGCCCUGGUCCUCAUUCCCCCCCCCUCACCAGCUCCACAGCGCCCUCCACCUCUCCCCAUGAACAUCACACCUUGUUCCCUGACCAAGCAGUGUGCAAUACAACAGAGGGAGGCAGGUGGGGAUUGAGGGGUGAAGGGUUUGGGG